CAACAGUUGUCGAAUAACGAGAGAUGUAAGAUUUACAUUCUUCACGCAUUCCACACAAAGCAGUUUACAAUUUACAACAAUCUUUUUUAGAUAUUAAUUAAUGACUGGAUGCCACGAGUAGCCGAUCUUGUAGAUGUGAUGCGCAAAUACUGGAAAGAUCUAGUACCGCGGAAUUCUACCCAUGGUGGACGGGGCACAAUCUUUUUCAACUGCAUACACGCACUCACCUCAUACCAUCUUCAAGAAUUGAUCAAAAAGAGUCUGGAUCAUCUCGUCGAAGCGUUAGAAGUGUACCGGGAAGGCGAUAUUGCAGGGGAGGAACCGAAAGUGAAGAAGAAACCCUUCAUGACCCUAACCGUCUCGGUGGUUGGUCAACACCAUACGGACAUUGAGAAAACUACGGAGAAAAGUGAUCUUUCGCUCUACCAGGUGGAUGACGAUGAUCCCGAUAUACUAGCCUCGGAGUCGGACGACUUUGUCCUGACCAACGGUGAUGAACGAAGAACUUCCUUCAUUGUGGAAAGCAGUGGCAAAAUUAUCAUCUAUCCGUACAUGGAAGAACUGCCCGAUCUAUUCAAAAGUUACUUCGUGAAGAUACUAAAGGUGGGCUACAAGAUUCCGCGGCUCGAGUACUAUCUGACGCAGGAUGAAAAGCAGCUGGGUUACCUGCACUUCAUACGCACCGACAACGAUGACAUGCAGAAGUUGUACGAGCGUGUGAAGAAGAUUGUCAUUGCCAACCAGACCGGGCCAACGGUUUAUCUGUAUCCGAUGUACGAGUACUACUUCCCGGUGCUGGCCAACAAAAUGAAGCUUAUAACGGAGGGGAUUUUCUCCCAACCAGAACUACCUCCGCUGGACAUUUUCAAGGAGUUGGUCCAAAAAUUUACCGAUCUGUUGAAUGGCAUUUAUUACCUGCGCGAUUUUAUACCGCUCAAUUUGUUCAUGCUCGACAAUAGCAGACUGAACAAGGUGCUCGAAAAGCUGGUGAAUGAUCUCAAGAACUUUGUCAUCAACUAUUUCAUCACGCUGAACCAGGUGGACAACAGACGAAUUUGUGAUGAAUUCGAGGAUAUGUCACUGCAUGCUGGCGAAAGACCCAAAGAAACACCCGAAGUGGUCGCUUUACAGAACUACCUUACCCAGUGCCGGGAGGAGCGCAUGUAUCAGCUAACGACCGAGAUUAAACAGGUCGCUCAGCGAGUUAUUUUCCUGCUAACUCAUGCCAUUCUUGACCAGGAAGAUAUCAAUCUCAACUCCCGAUUGUUCCUGUGGCCAAAAGAGCUGGAAAAGGUGCUCGAUCUAAGCGGUGCCCGUUUAUCAGUGGUGCGUGAGAAUCUUGAAACUUCCCUGCGCGAACGUCGCGUCAAAUUCGAACAGUAUCUGAUGACGGAGAAGAAAAAGAUGGACCACUUCCGUACGAGAGAAAUCCGCGAAAUGCUCUCGUUGGACGAUCUGCGCGAUAAAGUCGACACGGUCGAUGGAUUGAUGAAGAUUUUGGAAGAUUGUAGCCGAGAAGCAAAGGAAAUCAACACAAACGAGAAUCUGCUACAGAUCGAUCUGUCCUUCUUCCCGUCGCUCAAUGAGAUGAUCGAAAAGAUGGGACCGGUUGAGAAACUGUGGCACACGGCGUACAAGUUUGACACGUGUCAUGAGGUGUGGUACUUUGGUCCUUUCAAAGACCUCGAUGCAGACAUUAUACGGAAUGCCGUCGAGGAAAUGUACCAAGCGAUAUCAUUGCUGCUGAAGGAGCUUACCGGCAGCCCUCAGGCAAAGCGUGUUGCCGAGCAGAUACGCAUGAAGGUGGAAAAGUUUAAGGUGUACCUUCCAAUACUGGAAUCUGUCUGUCGCCAGGGACUGUGCGAUCGCCAUUGGAAACAGAUCUCGGAAGAACUGGGCCAAGAAGUGAACCCCGCCGUGCACAAUUCGCUAAGCCAAAUGGUGGAGAUCGAUAUUGUCAAAAUACAGGAGCGUCUCGAGGAGAUCUCCAACGCGGCCGGUAAAGAGUAUGAGCUGAACAUUCAGCUCGUAAACAUGCAGGAAGAGUGGACCGACGUGGUAUUCGUUUGCGUACCGUACCGAGACAGCGAUAUGUACAUCUUGUCCUCUGUCGACGAAAUUCAAACCCUGCUGGACGAUCACAUUCUGAAGGCACAGGCGAUGCGAGGAUCGCCGUAUAUCGCUGCACUCGGCACGAAAGCAAAUAACUGGGAGGAUAAGCUCAUUUCUAUGCAAGACAUUAUCGAUACUUGGCUGCAGGUGCAGGCGACCUGGAUGUACCUCGAGCCGAUUUUCAGCUCCGAAGACAUUCUCCGCCAGAUGCCAACCGAGGGCCGUCACUUUAAGGCCGUCGAUCGUGUAUUCCGCAAGAUCAUGAAACACACCACGGCCGAUGCGCACGUCAUCCAGGCGACAGAUUACCCAGAGCUGCUGAACACACUCCGAAAGGCGUACACCGAUCUGGAGGAGAUUCAGAAGGGUCUCAACAUGUAUCUCGAGAAGAAACGUCUCUUCUUCGCCCGGUUCUUUUUCCUCUCGAACGACGAACUGUUGGAAAUUUUGUCCGAAACAAAGGAUCCACUACGUGUGCAGCCACAUCUGAAGAAGUGUUUCGAAGGCAUACACUCACUGCAGUUCGAUCAGCAGAUGGAGAUCGUUGCGAUUACUUCAGCUGAACAGGAAGUGAUACCGUGCGUACGCAAGGUCAACCCCAAUCUGGCCAAUGGUUUGGUUGAAAAGUGGCUAAAAGAGGUCGAGACCGUCAUGCUAGAAAGCGUGAAGGAGCAGAUAUGGCAGUCGUACGAACGAUACCCGAACGAUCCACGCAAAGUAUGGGUACUGAACUGGCCCGGCCAAGCCGUACAAGUGGUUUCCUGUCUGAAAUGGACCGAAGAGGCAGAAGAAGCUAUUCAACAAGGACAGCUUACACAGUUUUCAACAACUUGCAGCAAUCAGAUAGCAGAGUUGGUGGAUCUAGUGCGAGGAAACCUUAGUCCUGGUGCAACGAUCACGAUCGAGGCACUGAUCGUCGUCGAUGUGCACGCACGCGACAUUGUGAAAUUGCUCGUGGAAAAACAGAUAUCUGAUGUCGGUGAUUUCAACUGGUUCUCACAACUACGCUACUACUGGCGUAUAGACGACGAUGACAAGCAGAGCUAUGUAGGGGUUAGCAUGGUCACCACCGAUCUAAAGUAUGGCAUGGAAUAUCUCGGAAACACGGGCCGUCUCGUCACGACCCCAUUGACAGAUCGAUGCUUCCGCACGCUGAUGGGUGCGUUCAAAUUGAACUUAGGCGGAGCACCUGAGGGCCCGGCUGGUACCGGUAAAACAGAAACUUGCAAAGAUCUUGCAAAAGCAGUGGCCAAGAAGUGCGUCGUAUUCAACUGCUCCGACGGGUUGGAUUACAAAGCGUUGGGUAAAUUCUUCAAGGGUCUCGCACAGUCCGGUUCCUGGGCAUGUUUCGACGAGUUCAACCGCAUCGAGCUAGAGGUGCUAUCGGUCGUAGCACAACAGAUUCUCACCAUACAGCAUGCCAUUGCACAAAAGAUUGCGAAAUUUACUUUCGAAGAUACGCAUUUAAAGCUUGAUCCAUCGUGCAAUAUAUUCAUUACGAUGAAUCCCGGUUACGCAGGACGCACGGAGCUGCCAGAUAAUCUAAAGGUCCUGUUCCGUACAGUCGCCAUGAUGGUUCCUGACUAUGCCAUGAUCGGUGAGAUCACUUUGUACUCCAACGGGUUUGAUAAUGCUCGUGUACUAGCGCAAAAAAUCGUACACACGUACAAGCUCUGCUCGGAACAAUUGUCUUCGCAGUUCCACUACGACUAUGGAAUGCGUGCUGUCAAAUCUGUUCUAAUGGCCGCUGGUUCAUUACGACGUACUCAACCACAUCUGGCCGAGGAUCAGAUCGUACUGCGUGCUAUUAUUGAUGUGAAUCUGCCGAAGUUUCUUCAACAGGACAUACCACUGUUUGAGGGUAUCUACAAAGAUUUGUUUCCUGGCGUUAAUCUUCCUCCGCCUGCUCGAGACGAUAUCGUUCGCAUAUUGCUUGUAAAGUUGGUUAAAAGGAAGCUACAACCGACGGCCUGGUAUAUCGACAAGAUCAUGCAAAUCUACGAGAUGAUGCUCGUUCGCCACGGUUUAAUGAUAGUGGGCGAUUCGAUGGGAGGUAAAACGACGGCUUAUCAGGUGUUAGUGGAAACGUUGCGGGAACUUCGUCUCGAGAAGGGACCAAAGUGUGAGGAGCAAGGUGUACAAUACCGCAUCAUCAAUCCAAAAUCUAUUUCGAUGGGCCAAUUGUACGGUAGCUUCGAUCCUGCUUCCCAUGAAUGGUCUGACGGGGUGCUAGCGAACACCUUCCGAGAAAUGGUUAACACAACGAGCCCAGAACGACAGUGGAUUCUGUUUGAUGGGCCAGUAGAUGCGGUGUGGAUCGAGAAUCUUAACACGGUGCUCGAUGACAACAAGAAACUCUGCUUGAUGUCGGGUGAAAUUAUUCAGAUGACUAAACUUAUGAAUCUUGUGUUCGAACCCGUUGAUCUGGAACAAGCUUCACCAGCAACCGUGUCCAGAUGCGGUAUGAUCUACAUGGAACCACACCAACUCGGUUGGAUUGCUCUACACAAAUCGUUUUUGUUAGUGCUAGAAGAGAAAGGAGUGUCGGAGAUUAGCAUCGGUGUCUUUGAACAGCUGGUGGAAUGGUUGAUUCCUCCAUCAUUGAAAUUUCUUAAAAUGGUCAAAACCGUCUUACCAAUCUCCGAGAUGCAAUGCUAUUCGAUGUUCUCCAAGUUCUUCUCCAUAUUUUGCACACGCAUACCGAACUACACACAAAUACAGUUUCAGCAGACUUUUCUGUUUUGCUAUGCGUGGGGAUAUUUCUCGUCCGUCACCAACGAGGGACGCAAAAUGAUUGAUCCUUUGCUGCGGAAAAUACUCUACGGUGGCAAUGAAGAUCAUCCUAAGCCGAAACACUUCUCCCUCAACCGUGGCCAAAUGUAUCCAGAGAAAAUGAACUUCAUGGACUACCGAUACGAUGAGCACGAGAAUUGGUGGCCUUGGCAAACUACCGAAGAGCUUACACUGCCAGAAUCAUGUAUCGUGUCCGAGCUUAUGAUACCUACUAAGGAAACGGGCUACAUUCUCUACUGGACCAACCUUUGCGUUCGCCAUGGUAUUCCGAUCUUGCUUGCCGGUCCAACAGGAACGGGCAAAAGUGCUACCAUUUCGAACUACAUUCGAGAGCUACCGAAGGCGAAGUUUAUCUCGAACAUUAUCAACUGUUCGGCAAGAAGUACUGCCGCACAGGUGCAGGAUACGAUCAUGAGCAAGCUGGACCGUCGACGCAAAGGCGUUUACGGACCGCCGGUCGGGAAGGAGUGUGUCAACUUCAUUGACGAUCUUGCAAUGCCGGCCCGAGAUGAUUAUGGUUCGCAGCCACCGCUGGAGCUCGUACGCACAUGGCUCGACCAUCGUAUAUGGUCUGAUCUGCGCGAUACAUCCAAGAUCGAACUGAUCGAUCUGCUACUUAUCGCUGCUAUGGGCCCGAUCGGUGGCAGUAACUACAUCCCGCAACGAUUGUAUCGGCAUAUGUUCGUGAUGUCGAUAGAUUCCUUCGAAGAUAAUACGUUGAUGCGCAUCUUCUCCUCGAUCGGUGAUUGGCACUUUGCCAAAGGUUUCCCGGAGCCUGUCGCGCGACUCAGUAAGCUGCUCAGCCAAGCAGCAAUUGCAGUAUACCGUGGAGCAAUCGAAAACUUUCUACCCACACCAGCAAAGUCACACUACUUGUUCUCUCUGCGGGAUGUUUCGCGUGUGUAUCAAGGAAUCGUUCUAUUGCCCUCAAAGAAGCUGCCCGAUCCAGAGAAGCUGGUGCGUCUUUGGGUACACGAAACGUAUCGUGUUUUUUGUGACCGAUUAGUAGACGAUGACGAUAAGCUGAAACUGCUUCGUUUGGUCGAUGAAGCGUGUGUAACGCAUCUACGCCUGAAGCUUGAGCAAGCUUUCGGCGAGCGUCUAGAACCGGGCCAGAAAGUAUCUGAUAAACACAUACGAGAUCUUCUUUUCGGUAAUUACAUGGAACCUGCUGCCGUAACUCGCAUCUAUGACGAGGUGGACAACUGGGAACAGCUCGAGAAGAACAUUAACUUUUACCUGACAGAGUACAACGAACGAUCGAAAUCGCCCAUGAACUUAGUGCUGUUCCGGUUUGCCAUUGAGCACAUUUCCCGCGUAUCGCGCGUGCUUCAAAUGCCUCGCGGACAUCUGCUGAUGGUCGGGCUCGGUGGCUCUGGGCGUCGCAGUGCUGUAAAGCUAGCAUCUAGCAUGAGCGAUUCGCUCGUAUUUCAGGUGGAAGUUACUCGUAGCUAUACACUCAACGAGUGGCGUGAGGAUAUGAAAAAAUUGCUCAUGUAUGCGGGAUGCGAUGGAAAGCGGACCGUGUUCCUGUUUAAUGACUCCCAGGCAAAGGAGGAAGCCUUCGUGGAGGACAUCAAUUCACUGCUCAACACUGCCGAUCUGCCCAAUCUAUUCCAGGCCGAGGAGAAGGCGGUGAUCCUCGAACAAAUGCAAACCAUCGUCCAGGCCACGAACAAGCCAAUCGAUCUGACAGCGCUUUCGCUCUACAACUUCUUUGUAGAGCGUGUCCGCGAGAACCUACACAUUGCAUUGGCGUUCUCCCCGAUUGGAGAUUCCUUCAAAAAGCGGCUACGCAUCUAUCCUUCCCUCAUCAACUGCUGCACAAUCGAUUGGUUUACGGCUUGGCCCGAUGAUGCGCUGCAAAAGGUGGCGGAAUUUUUCAUUCGCUCGAUGGAUCUGGUCGCUAGCCAGGAGAGAUUGUCGAUGUCGCGCGAGUCAUCUAGCAUCGAGGUGGUUGAACCGACCGACGAGAAGGACCAAAAGGUGCGCAAGCUUACCGAGCUGGAACUGAAGCUUAUCGCCUGUGUGUUGGUGUUCAACGAAAGUGUCGUUGAAAAUUCGAAUCGAUUCUUCAUCGAGCUAGGUCGACGUAACUACGUGACUCCGACGUCAUAUCUAGAGAUGUUAAGAUCGUUUAAAGAUUUGUAUCACAAAAAAUACUCUGAAACAAUUACACAACGCGACCGUUACACAACCGGUCUGGAGAAGUUAGACUUUGCUGCCGGCCAGGUAUCGGUCAUGCAAAACCAGCUGCAAGAUUUACAACCGAUGUUAAAACAAACGUCCGACGAAACGGAGAAAAUUAUGGUAAACAUUGAGCGCGAAACGGCGGAAGCUGAAAAGAAGAAAGAAAUUGUCGGUGCGGAUGAAACGGCAGCAAACGAGGCGGCCGCAUCGGCGCAAGCGAUAAAGGAUGAUUGCGAAAGCGAUCUGCAGGAAGCUGUACCGGCCCUAGAGGCUGCUCUUGCAGCACUCGAUACACUCAAGCCUGCAGAUAUUACUGUAGUAAAAUCGAUGAAAAACCCGCCCUCCGGUGUGAAGCUCGUACUGGAAGCAGUCUGCGUUAUUCGAGGCAUUAAACCGGAUAGAAAGCCUGAUCCAAAUGGUCACCUGGUGGAAGACUACUGGGGACCUUCCCAAAAGAUGCUGGGAGACCUCAAAUUUUUGGAUAGUUUGAAGACUUUCGACAAGGACAACAUUCCAAUACCUGUUAUGAAGAAAAUCAGAGAAGUAUACAUUGCUGAUCGUGAGUUUGUGCCUGAAAAGAUCAAAAGCAUUUCGAUGGCCUGCGAAGGGCUCUGCCGGUGGGUACGCGCGAUGGAAAUCUACGAUCGUGUCGCAAAAAUUGUCGCACCGAAAAAGAUUGCUCUAGCCGAGGCGGAAGCCGAACUUGCAAUGCAGAUGGAAAAGCUUAACUCGAAGCGUGCCGAAUUGCAGGAAAUUCUCGAUAAGCUGCAAAAGUUGAAUGAUUUCUUUGCAGAAAAGUCUCGCGAAAAGAAACGUCUGGAGGAUGAAAUAGAUAGCUGCGAAAAGAAAUUGAUCCGAGCGGAGCAGCUGAUCGGAGGACUGGGCGGAGAAAAGAGACGAUGGUCGGAGUGUGCUGUCAAUCUACACCAAUCCCUCAGUAACGUGGUGGGUGAUGUCUUAUUGGCAGCCGGCUGUGUAGCCUAUCUCGGAUGCUUCACCACUGAGUUUCGUUCUGCAAUUGUGCAGGAAUGGAACGUGGAAGCCGUUACACGACGUAUACCCUGUACGGAGAACUUCUCGCUCAUUACCACACUUGGAAAUCCGCUCCAAAUUCGUAGUUGGUCCAACUGGGGCCUACCAACGGAUAACUUUUCCGUUGAGAAUGGUAUUAUUGUGAAACAUGCACGCCGCUGGCCGCUCAUGAUUGAUCCGGAGGGACAAGCGAACAAGUGGGUAAAGAACAUGGAAAAGGCGAACAAUCUCAAAAUCAUCCAGCAAAUGGAAGCCAACUACAUGCGAAUUGUUGAGAACGCAAUCAUCAACGGGUAUCCGGUGCUGUUGGAAAACGUGGGCGAAAACAUCGAUUCCGGGUUUAAUUCGAUACUGGAGAAGAACAUCAUCUACCAGAAAGGAUCGUACAACAUAAAGUUUGGUGACGGCAUGAUAGAAUAUAAUGACAACUUCCGAUUCUACAUUACCACCAACCUACGCAAUCCGCACUAUCUGCCCGAAACGGCCGUUAUGGUAACGCUCAUGAACUUCAUGAUCACGGAGCAAGGCUUACGGUCACAGCUGCUUGGAACCGUCAUCAUACAAGAACGCCCCGAUUUGCAGGAGAAAAAGGAAUCCCUCAUUAUAGAGUCGGCCCAAAACCAAGAAGCCUUGUACAACGCCGAAGCCAAGAUUUUACAGGUGCUCUCAACAGCCGAAGGAAACAUUCUUGACGAUGAAAACGCCAUUGACAUACUCACCUCGAGCAAACAACUCUCGGAGGAGAUACAGGCGAAACAAAUUAUUGCCAUUGCUACUGAGGCGGAAAUUGAUGCCGCCAGACAACAGUACAUACCAGUAGCUCGCCAUUCGGCAGUGAUCUUCUUCUGUACUGCUGAACUGGCUAACAUUGAUCCCAUGUACCAGUUCAACUUAACCUGGUUCCUGAACAUCUUCGUACAGGCGAUCCUUAACUCACCCAAAUCCGAUGACCUGGAGCAACGGUUGAAGCAUCUCACCGAUUACUUUACCAUGGCCAUUUACAGCAACGUAUGUCGCUCGUUGUUCGAGAAGGAUAAGCUUAUGUUUUCGUUCGUGUUAUGUCUGGGCAUCAUGCGUGGUCGGGGAGACAUUGAGGAUUCGGAACUGUCAUUCCUGUUAACCGGUGGAUUAGCCUUAGACAACCCUUAUCCGAAUCCCGCCCCCGAUUGGCUUACGGAUAAAUGCUGGUCAGAAAUAGUUCGCGCCGGGUCGCUUCCUUCCCUAAAAGAGCUUCCCCAAUCGUUCAUGCGAAACGUUGAGCAAUGGAAAACAUACAACGAUCUCAACGAUCCCGAUGCACAUCCACUUCCGGAACCGUACGAUCGAGAGGAAAACAUUAUCAAGCUGAUCGUCCUGAAGUGUCUCCGGCCCGAUAAAGUAGUGCCUGGAUUGCAGCGCUUCAUCGUACAAAAUAUUGGCAAAACAUACGUCGAACCACCGCAGUUUAACUUGGAAACUUCGUACCGCGAUUCGUCCCCGCGUAUCCCACUCAUAUUUAUGCUAUCACCCGGUUCUGAUCCUAUGGACAACAUCUUUACGUUUGCAAACGCCCACUACAUGAGUGAUGACUGUCGAGUGAUCUCGCUCGGACAAGGCCAGGGCCCGAAGGCUACGCGCACUAUACUGGAUGCGAUCAAGCUGGGCUAUUGGGUUAUCCUUCAAAAUUGUCAUGUAGCGGAGUCGUACAUGGACGAGCUGGAGAAGAUUUGCAUGGACUCGAGCUUGUACGAAUCGGUGCAUCCAAAGUAUCGCUUAUGGUGUACAUCAUACCCUAGCCGUCGGUUCCCGGUUUCCAUUCUACAAAACAGCGUGAAGAUGACGAACGAAGCACCGAAAGGUGUGAAAAACAACAUGACACGCAUCUUCACCACGGAACCACUGUCCAACCAUUCGUUCUAUUCGGAUGCUUUUGAUGGAGACCUCGCAAAGGUAUGGCUACGAGGAGUGUUUUCGCUCGUAUUUUUCCACGCUGUUGUGCAGGAACGUUGCAAGUUCGGACCGCUGGGUUGGAACAUCCCGUACGAGUUCAAUGAAUCGGAUUUAAAAAUAUCUCUGAUGCAGUUGAAGAUGUUCCUCAAUCAGUACCACAAGAUUCCGUUCGAGGGACACAUUUAUCUUACAGGCGAAUGCAACUAUGGAGGGCGCGUCACGGACGACAAGGAUAGACGAUUGUUGAUGGCUCUCCUGAAUCGGAUAUACAAUCAAAACACGAUCGACAUAGAUAACUUCCAACUGACGGAGUCGGGGCGAUAUAAAGUGCCGGAACUGCCAACUGACAAGGAAGCACUUGCCUACAUCUCCACAUUACCCAUGAUCGCUCACCCGGAGGUGUUUGGUUUGCAUGAAAAUGCUGACAUUACGCGCAAUAUUGAUGAAACAUCAUCGCUACUUGAUCGAGUUCUGCUCACGCAAACACACCUCUUCGCUGGAACGGCCUCUUCGGAUACGGAACAAAAAGACGACCCAGUUCUGAUGCUGUGUACAGAGAUCGCCAAAAAACUUCCCAACCUUUACGAUGUGGAUGCCGUCGCUGAAUUGUUCCCGAUCGAGUACGAAAACUCCAUGAAUACUGUGCUGCGUCAAGAGUUAACACGCUUUAACCGGCUGCUGGAGUACAUCCGGCUUAGCCUUGUCGAUGUGCAACGAGCCAUUAAGGGUCAGAUUAGCAUGAUACCAGAGCUGGAGAAUAUCUAUCGGGCGAUGAAGAUCUCGCGUGUACCAAAGGCGUGGCUAUCGAAGAGCUAUCCAUCGUUAAAACCACUGGGUAGCUACGUGAACGAUUUUGUCCAACGGUUGGCAUUCUUCCAGCGCUGGAUCGACGAAGGGGAACCGAAUGUAUACUGGAUGAGUGGUUUCUACUUUACGCAGUCCUUUCUCACCGGUAUUAUGCAGAAUCAUUCACGCAAAUUUAAACUGCGCAUCGAUGAGUUAGUGAUGGAUUUCGAUGUGACUAGUUUUGAGUCAGACGAAGCGGUGAAAGAUUCUUCGGAAGUGGCUACGUUUGUUAAGGGUUUGUAUUUGGAAGGUGCUCGAUGGAACCGCGAAAGCAUGCGCUUAGACGAGCCACUGUCACGCAUCCUCUACGAUACAUUGCCCAUCAUCUCGAUGACUCCGAUUCUGAAAACGGAAAAAAGUUAUCAACAACGCCUUCGUUACGACUGUCCAAUCUACAAGACUAGUGAGCGGCGCGGUGUCCUAUCUACCACCGGUCAUUCGACAAACUUUGUCAUGUUCCUUGAGUUAGACACCAAUAUGCCAUUGGAGCACUGGGUUCUUCGAGGAACCGCUUGUCUCUGUCAAUUGGAUGACUGAAGAAUACGAACCGAUACUAUCCCGUGUGUUUUUUAUUGUGUAUUUUCACAUUGAAUGUUUGGUUGUUUUGGUGUGGCACCUCAUUUUACUAAAAAUAAAUCUGUAGUCGUUUUAUCGAGCACA
Messenger RNA from Anopheles funestus (African malaria mosquito), 11562 nucleotides. RefSeq names its product dynein axonemal heavy chain 3 (gene Dnah3). The coding region runs from base 109 to 11439 and encodes 3776 amino acids. Gene Ontology annotation, cellular component: dynein complex. Lineage: Eukaryota; Metazoa; Arthropoda; Insecta; Diptera; Culicidae. The record is from RefSeq and is a predicted model, not a curated record. Gene Ontology annotation, molecular function: minus-end-directed microtubule motor activity; dynein intermediate chain binding; ATP binding. Gene Ontology annotation, biological process: microtubule-based movement. The transcript has 13 exons.